This is a messenger RNA of Bactrocera latifrons, 1528 nucleotides long. It is a transcript of the gene DCTN2-p50, whose product is annotated as dynactin subunit 2. The record is from RefSeq and is a predicted model, not a curated record. Lineage: Eukaryota; Metazoa; Arthropoda; Insecta; Diptera; Tephritidae. Gene Ontology annotation, biological process: mitotic spindle organization. The transcript has 4 exons. Bases 152 to 1297 code for a protein of 381 amino acids. Gene Ontology annotation, cellular component: centrosome; dynactin complex; cytoplasm.
ACAAAAUAACAUUGUUGUUGUUUGACACAUAGGUUUUUGUAUUUUGUGCAAAGUGAAAAAUUUUGCGCUGCGCUUUUAAAGUGUUUUUACACGCUGCUAAAUAUAAAAAUUACGCAUUUGUUUGUCAAAAAACACAGCACUGCCUAUAAUAAUGGCGGAUCCAAAGUUCGAGAACUUGCCGGGAAUAGCUUAUGACCAACCCGAUGUCUAUGARACGCCCGACAAUGGUGAGCCCGAUACAUCAGAUUACUAUGAAGAGGAGGCGGAUAAUGAGUCCAUCGAGCGCAUGCACAUCUCAACGCGCGAUGCCUACAAUCGUUUUCGUGGCGCUUCGCUUGAUGGCAGCGUAGACUUUUCUGAUCGCAUUGGCCGGCGUCUAUGUAAAGGUUACGAUGCGCGCUCCGGUGAGUAUGAGCUAGUUGGUUUGGGUGAAAAGGAGACACCAGUGCAGAAAUGCCGACGUCUACAAUGUGAAAUGAACGAGUUGAUGGAUGAAGUGGCAGCGCUGCAGGUGGAUCGCAAAAUUGCACAGGAAGAAAAAGAUUCAUACGAUGCUGUGGCGACCGUUAUUGCUACCGCAAAGAAAGUAUUAGACUCUUUACGUUUAGAGCAAGUGCUGGGCAAGGAACAAGCACCGUCAGCCGCUGAUAAGGAAGUUAAACAAUUGAUUGGUCAAGUGGAGGAAUUCAAAAAAUCGGGACUCUUAACCGCUAUACCAACACCGGGCACAGAUUUGGCUGCAUCUGCACGCAUCGCUAAGCUAGAGCAUCGUUUGCAUCAACUGGAACAAGCUAUUGGCGCACAACCGGAGAAACUCAGUCGUCUUACCGCCGUUACGAACACAACAAACGUAUUGGAGGCAGUGCAUCAGCUUAGCACAAAAGCAGCACUGUUACAACCCGAUAAGUUGGAUGCCAUYGAGACGCGUCUCACUACACUCACCGGUAAAAUGGAUGCAAUUGCCGAAAAAUCKAGUGGUUCUGCUGAUGAUGCGAAACGUGAUCAAAAAGUCAUCGAACUGUAUGAGAUUGCGAAACGUACGGAGCCGGUGGCUGAAAUAUUGCCUGACAUAAUUGAACGUAUGCAAGCGCUUGAAUCUUUGCACAAAUAUGCUAUGAAUUUCGCUAAAAUUAUUGCUGAAAUCGAGGAGAAACAAACUACAAUUGCAACCAGCUUGGUAAGCAACAAAGAACUGCUACAUUCAGUGCAAGAAACAUUUGCACAAAAUCUGGAAACCAUGAAYAAGGAGGUCGCCAAAGUAGAAGAGCGUGUACAAGCGAUUGCGGGCAAGAAAUAAGUCAUAUAUAAAGCGUUGCACACACAUUUUACUCACUGAAGCAACUGCUUAUAUCUAACAUAAAUGAAUAAUUUAAUUUGUUUACAUAUUCUCAAAAACGCAAAGUAUUGUAAUUCACUUUUAGGUUAAACAUUAACUGUGAACUUUUCUUUAGUUGAUUUUAAAUCGGCAUUAARUUGCAGCAAACAUUUUUAUGUCAGUAAAAGUUAAUGUGCUUUGAAAUAAAUUGAA